Meira miltonrushii is the source of this 2409-nucleotide messenger RNA. RefSeq names its product putative aconitase. Gene Ontology annotation, cellular component: cytosol; mitochondrion. The record is from RefSeq and is a predicted model, not a curated record. The transcript has 2 exons. Bases 1 to 2409 code for a protein of 802 amino acids. Gene Ontology annotation, molecular function: 4 iron, 4 sulfur cluster binding; aconitate hydratase activity. Gene Ontology annotation, biological process: tricarboxylic acid cycle. NCBI's taxonomy places the organism in Eukaryota, Fungi, Basidiomycota, Exobasidiomycetes, Exobasidiales, Brachybasidiaceae.
AUGCGCACAGGUGCGCUUAAGCGUGCUGCUUGCCAACCUUCCGGAAGCUCUUCUCUUCGUUCAGCUGUUGCUCAACGUGGUUAUGCUACCUGUUCAGAAGAUGCUCCUGAAAUCGACCCAAAGAUCUUCGAUCGCAAGGUUGAUAUGAGCAAUGUCGAAAAAGGAAAAGGUUACUACAUUAACUACAAAAAACUCGACGAAAACAUCAACAUCGUUCGUCAACGUUUAAACAGACCUUUGACAAUGUCUGAAAAAAUCGUUUACGGACAUUUGGACGACCCACACAACCAAGACAUCACUCGUGGUUCAUCUUACCUCAAAUUGCGUCCCGAUCGUGUCGCUUGUCAAGAUGCUACCGCUCAAAUGGCCAUGUUGCAAUUCAUGUCCGCCGGUUUGCCAACUGUUUCCGUGCCAACAACAAUUCACUGUGAUCACUUGAUCGAAGCACAAGUUGGUGGUGUUAAAGAUUUAGAACGUGCAAAGGACAUCAACAAGGAAGUCUAUGACUUCUUGUCCACUUGCUCUGCUAAAUACGGUGUCGGUUUCUGGAAGCCAGGUUCAGGUAUCAUCCAUCAAAUCAUUUUGGAGAAUUACAGUUACCCUGGUUUAUUGAUGUUGGGUACCGACUCACAUACUCCCAAUGCAGGUGGUCUAGGAGCCUGUGCGAUCGGAGUUGGAGGUGCAGAUGCUGUCGAUGUGAUGGCUGAUAUUCCCUGGGAACUCAAAUGUCCAAAGGUUAUCGGUGUUGAAUUGAAGGGUUCUUUGUCUGGUUGGGCCUCUCCAAAAGAUAUCAUCCUCAAGGUUGCCGGUGAAUUGACUGUCAAGGGUGGUACUGGUGCAAUCAUUGAAUACAAGGGUCCUGGUGUUGAAUCUCUCUCAGCCACUGGUAUGGGAACAAUUUGUAACAUGGGCGCGGAAAUUGGCGCAACUACAUCCAUCUUCCCCUUCAAUGAUCGUAUGGGAGCUUACUUGAAGGCAACAAAACGUGGUGAGAUUGCUGAUUUGGCAACUGCAUUCCAAAAGAACUUGUUGCCCGACCGUGAUGCCGAAUACGACCAACAUUUGGAAAUCAACUUGAGUGAAUUGGAACCACACAUCAACGGUCCUUUCACACCUGAUUUGGCAACACCUCUUUCCAAAUUCGCUGAAGCAGUCAAGAAGAACAAUUGGCCUACUGAGCUCAAGGUCGGUUUGAUCGGAUCUUGCACAAACUCUUCUUACGAGGACAUGUCUCGUUCUGCUUCCAUCGCUGAAGAGGCUGCCGCUCACGGAUUGAAGAUCAAAUCCAAGUUUACCAUUACACCUGGAAGUGAACAAAUUCGUGCAACAAUCGAACGUGACGGACAAAUGGAGACUCUUUCCAACGUCGGUGGUAUGGUAUUGGCAAAUGCAUGUGGUCCAUGCAUUGGUCAAUGGGACCGUACCGAUGUUAAGAAAGGAGAAAAGAACUCUAUCAUCACAUCUUACAACCGUAACUUCACUGGUCGUAACGAUGCCAACCCUGCCACCCACGCAUUCGUUGCCUCCCCUGAUUUGGUCACAGCCAUGGUCUUUGCUGGAGAUUUGACAUUCAACCCUAUGACAGAUUCUCUAAAGGGUGCUGAUGGAAAAGAGUUCAAAUUCUCUGACCCAUCCGGAAAAGAAUUGCCACCUUCUGGAUACGAUGCUGGUGAGGAUACAUUCCAAGCACCACCCGCUGAUCGUUCAUCCGUUCAAGUGGCAAUCAACCCAAGUUCAGACCGUUUGGAAUUCUUGCCUGCUUGGGAUGCUUACAAGCCUGGUAAUGAAAAGGAUUUGCGUGUUUUGGUAAAGGCAGAAGGCAAGUGCACAACCGAUCACAUCUCAGCCGGAGGACCUUGGUUGAAGUACAGAGGACACAUUUCCAACAUUUCCAGAAACACAUAUUCAGGUGUGAUCAGCAAUUUCACACACGAAGCAAACCAAUCUUACAACUACGACACAGAGGAGUUUGAAUCCACUCCCGAAGUUGCCUUGUCAUACAAGGAGCAGGGUAAGAGAUGGUUGUUCAUUGGUGCUGAUAAUGUAGGAGAAGGAUCUUCUCGUGAACAUGCUGCUUUGCAACCACGUUUCUUGGGCGCUUUCGGUGCUAUUGCUAAGUCUUUCGCACGUAUUCACGAAACCAACUUGAAGAAGCAAGGAUUGUUGGCAGCAACAUUCAAGAACCCAUCUGACUAUGACAAGAUCUUGAAGGAUGAUGUUUGUGAUGUUGAGGGUAUCGAAAACUUUGCUCCUGGAAGUGAAUUUGUGCUUAACGUUCGUCAUUCAAACGGAAAGGAAGACAAGAUCCCCCUCGUUCACUCUUUCAACGAAGCACAAAUUGAUUUCUUCAAGGCUGGAAGUGCUCUAAACUUGAUGGCAGCUGCCGCCAAAGAACGUGCUGCAAAAUAA